Messenger RNA from Nezara viridula (southern green stink bug), 252 nucleotides. NCBI's taxonomy places the organism in Eukaryota, Metazoa, Arthropoda, Insecta, Hemiptera, Pentatomidae. The record is from the annotation of a GenBank genome assembly.
AUGACCAAGCCGGCCCACAUCGGCAACUAUGCUGCAUGUUGCGGCCUAUCUUCGGUGACCGAUAGGUGGGACGUGGAUAAAAACCAUGCCGAUGCCUUACAUAUAAACCUUAACACUAUGGCAGUAGCAUGUAAAAACUCCAAAUCCCCACCGGUCCCGGAGCAAAAAUCAUUGCUCGAGAAGCUGUUGUGGGUCCGCUCAGUCACCAACCGCCCGGUGGCCACCGGCCAACAUUUUCCUUUUUUUCUUUAA